CCUCACUACACCCAACGAAAAGACCUCUUCCCCAUGCAAGGCGGCUGCCCCUGCGGCCACAUCCGCUACCAGCUCGCCCUGCCGCCCCUCCUCGUCCAGACCUGCCACUGCACCCUCUGCCAGCGCCAGACCGGCUCCGCCUUUGCCGUCAACGCCAUCGUCGAAUCCUCCGCCAUCUCCCUCCUCCCGUCCGCCGCCGCUCCUCCCGCCGCGCCCCUCAGCAAGGCCGAUGCGCAACAAGCAUCAUCCUCCUCAUCAUCAUCAUCCUCGCCAUGCGGCAUCCUCCCCGCCUUCGCCGAAGCCACAAACCCAACCGCACCACCGCAAACAUCAUCAUCAUCUCCCCCAUCAUCGAAUUCAAUCCCAAACCCCAUAAAGAUAACCCUCCCAACCCAAUCCACCAUCGGCCAAACCCAAUCCCAGUGCCCCCGCUGCCACGCCCCCCUCUGGAACGCCUACGCCGACCUCGGCCCCCACGGCAUCUACCUCCUCGUCGGCACCCUCGACGCGCCCUGGGAACUGCCUCCGGACGUGCACAUCUUCGUCCGCAGCAGCCGCAGGGAUCUCGUCGCCCUCACGGACGGGAAGCCCCAGUUCGAGGGGCAGUACCCGGAUCGGGCUGCGUUUUACAGGCCCGAGGUCAAGGAGAGGGCUGAGCGGUUGGCGGAGAAGCAGAAGGAGUGGAGGCAGAUGAUCAGGGCUGCGUAUAAGGCCCGGUUUGCAAAG
Molecule: messenger RNA, 726 nt
Organism: Trichoderma citrinoviride
Lineage: Eukaryota; Fungi; Ascomycota; Sordariomycetes; Hypocreales; Hypocreaceae
Exons: 1
Molecular function (GO): carbon-sulfur lyase activity
Source: RefSeq, a predicted model, not a curated record